Messenger RNA from Malassezia japonica, 717 nucleotides. It is a transcript of the gene CAP2, whose product is annotated as F-actin-capping protein subunit beta. The transcript is spliced from 3 exons. NCBI's taxonomy places the organism in Eukaryota, Fungi, Basidiomycota, Malasseziomycetes, Malasseziales, Malasseziaceae. Gene Ontology annotation, cellular component: cytoplasm; F-actin capping protein complex. Gene Ontology annotation, biological process: barbed-end actin filament capping; cell morphogenesis; actin cytoskeleton organization. The coding region runs from base 1 to 717 and encodes 238 amino acids. The record is from RefSeq and is a predicted model, not a curated record. Gene Ontology annotation, molecular function: actin filament binding.
AUGAAAGUGCUUCCGGACCACGCCGACGACCUGGCGUCGGGUGUGGACCAGCCGCUGACCGUGCGCAUUGACCAGUCGAAGGCUGGUGCAGGGCGCGAGUUUCUGUGCUGCGACUAUAACCGGGACGGCGAGAGCUGGCGCAGCUGGAUCAGUAACACGUGGAAUCCCCCGUUGGAAGAUGCAGCCGACGAAGAAGGGCCUGUGGUGCCGACCGGCAAACUGCGCGAGCUGGAGCUCCAGGCGAACGAUGCAUUUGAAACAUACCGCAAACUGUACUAUGAAACCGGCUAUUCUAGCACCUAUCUCUGGGAUCUAGGUGGCGAUGCUACGAACGAGCUCCCAGCAAACUUUGCGGGAGUUGUCCUGUUCAAGAAGGACCUCGAUAGCUCGUCGGACCCCGAUGCCAAAGGCACGUUUGGUACCUGGGACUCGCUCCAUGUCUUCGAAGUUGCUACGGUGACCGGUACAGAGGGCACCACCUCGGUCCAGAGCGCCAAGUAUAAACUAUCGAGUACGGUCAUGCUGACGCUCGACCGCCGCGAGGGUGGAGUUGGCCCCCUUGGAAACGUUGAUUUGAGCGGCAGUCUUACACGUCAGGAAAUCUACUUUGGCAAGAUGCGCGAUGUUGUAGACCAGCUGCGCAGUCUCGAGGACCUCGAGGCGAGCCGUAAUGCCAAAAAGCUGCAAGAGGAGCUGGUUGCUGGCUGGCAGCGUUGA